AUGACGGAGAAUCCAAUGCUUCUGGUAGAAAAUGCGUUAAGGAAAAAUAAACCCGUUAUUUUCGGAACGUGUCCACUGCUAGAAUCCUCUGAGCCGAAGGUGGAACAAAACUUCGCCAGACGCCAUUCGGGUGCAAAACAGCCGCAGCAAUUCUACGGACUGGCUAAUCUGUGCACCGCUAUUUCCAGACGGGCGACUGUGCUGGAAAUUGGGGUUGAAGUUAGUAACCUCGCAACUUCAAGCAAAUCAGGCCUUCGGCCCGUGGAGUCUUUGCCUAGGCAAAAUGGCGUUUCUCCAGCAAAUGGGUUUGGGUGGGUUGCUCUCUCCUAUGGAGAUGAGCCGAGGAUGUCGCAAUUCACUGCUGCUGCUGCCGUUGCCGGUAUCGGUGCUUUGGGUGCCUACCUGGAUGGCAAGUACCAAUUCAGACGGGACGUCUACACAAUCCACCGGAUGAGACGUAGUGAACGCAUUGCUGCCCGCGCAAAAGCAGAAGGACGGUUGAACGUGUGGUAUGUCUUUAGGAACGUGGUCGAGAAGUACCCGGAUGCGCCCUGUGUCUGGUCAAGGACCGGCUCAUAUACAUUUCGUGAAGUUCUUGAUAUUGCCUGCCAGUAUGGGAAUUACUUCCUUUCCAUUGGCGUGAAGCGUGGCCAUUUGGUGGCAUUUUACCUACAGAAUUCCCCCGAAUUUGUGUUUGCAUGGCUCGGCCUGUGGUCUAUCGGUUGUGGUCCCGCAAUGAUUAACUACAAUCUCACAGGCGCGGGCCUAAUUCACUGCCUCAAACUCAGUGGAGCAGAUGUCAUAGUUGUGGAUGCAGACGCUGAAUGCACGGCACGGAUUCAUGACCAGAGGAAUGAGAUUGAGAAUGAUCUCAAGAUGCAUCCUGUGUUUUUAGAUGAUUCUCUCAAGAGUCAUAUUUCCUCAUUUCCGACAGCUGUUUCGGAUAGAAGUCUUCCUCGCAACAUGCAUGGUGAAUUCCCAUCUAUGCUUCUUUAUACCUCAGGUACAACGGGGCUACCCAAAGGAUGCGCGUUUACUAUGAAUCGGAUGUAUACCACGAUCUUCCAGAAAGAUUUACGCGACAGAGGAGGCUCUGGAGGUGACAGGUGUACGAGCAGGUUUUGGAAAGACAUUCAUGAUUCCAAAUCGACAUACUUCGUUUAUGUUGGGGAGACAGCUAGGUAUCUACUUUCCGCCCCACCCUCGCCAUUGGAUCGCGGUCAUAAUGUUCGCUGCAUGUACGGCAAUGGCCUGCGACCGGACGUUUGGGAGAAAUUCCAAGAAAGGUUCGGUAUUCCAAAUGUUGCAGAGUUCUUCAGUAGCACGGAAGGGCUCUUUACGUUGAUCAAUUACGACAGCGGUCCCUACCAAUCCCGUUGUGUCGGACAUCACGGUGCUAUCCUCCGCCGCCUGAUGCAUAAUGUUUAUAUCCCCGUUGUUAUCGACCCCAUGACUGGAGAUAUGUACCGCGAUCCGAAAACAGGUUUCGCAACGCGUGCUCCCUACAGCGAAGGAGGCGAAAUCAUCAUCUCCGUGCCCGACGAAUCUGCCUUCCAGGGCUACUGGAAGAACCCCGACGCGACAGCUAAGAAGUUCGUCCGGGACGUUUUCAAGAAGGGAGACAUUUACUAUCGUACCGGGGACGCGCUUCGCCGCACAGAAGAUGGCCAUUGGCACUUCCUCGAUCGUCUCGGCGACACAUUCCGCUGGAAAUCCGAGAACGCAUCCACUGCAGAAGUAGCCGCCGUGCUGGGCGAAUACCCCGGUGUCGCCGAGGCUAACGUUUACGGCGUCUCUGUGCCUACCCACGAGGGUCGUGCCGGCUGUGCGGCUAUCCUCAUCCAGCCUGAUCAACGGGCCAACUUCGGCUUUGCCGCUUUUGCUCGAUAUGCGCGCGAAAGGUUGCCGAAGCACGCAGUUCCGGUAUUUUUGCGCCUAGUCGAAGCUUCUAACCACACUCACAACCAGAAACAAAAUAAGGUCCCCCUGAGGGAUGAAGGCGUCGAUCCCGACAAACUAGGGUCGAAGGCUCCGGAAGGAAAGAAUGACCGAUUCUUGUGGCUUCUUCCACAGAAUGAUACAUACUUGGACUUUGGGCGAAGCGACUGGGAAGACCUGGUCAGCGGCCGCGUUAAGCUAUGA
Molecule: messenger RNA, 2142 nt
Organism: Histoplasma mississippiense
Lineage: Eukaryota; Fungi; Ascomycota; Eurotiomycetes; Onygenales; Ajellomycetaceae
Exons: 5
Coding region: 1-2142 (713 amino acids)
Molecular function (GO): long-chain fatty acid transmembrane transporter activity; long-chain fatty acid-CoA ligase activity
Source: RefSeq, a predicted model, not a curated record